AAUUAAGGCCUUACCCCACUCCGGAAAACAAUGCCAAAACAGUAAAUGUUCAUGUUGACUACUUUUUUCCAAUGGUCAUCCUAUUUUUCCUGGAUAACUACCUAUGAAUGAAGUAACCACCCAAAAAAUCCUCACAAUUUAUAUGUUCAUCUUUCAAUCGACCAUUUUUCUUUGUUCUUUUCACCUUCAAUCUCUGCAAAAAAAAACCAAGAAAACAUGGAACCUAAAAGCAACAAAACACUGCUUGUAUUCCUGGUAUGGUGCAUCAUUCUCUUCAACCCUGCGCAAGCCAUUUGCGUGCCCCGCAAUCGAAGUGACGCAGUGCCUUCAUCUUUUGCCUCGUCCCUUAAAUUACAGCCACCACCUUCUCAUGUCUACACUCCUAUAUCACAACCACCGCCUUCUCCUCCUGCUCCAAGGACUACCUCAGCCCCAGUUCCCCCUACUCCACCUAAAUCACAGUCGUCGGCUUCUUCUCCUCGUGCAAGUAAGGCCUCAACCUCGCUUCCUUCUACAAGUAGUGCCUCAGCCCCGGUUCCCCCCAUGCCACCACAGGAAACCCCUGAUUCAUCUCCAGAUCUAUCAUCUCUAAAGUCAAAACUUCCCACAAUUCAAAUUUCGCUACCAAUAGUUUCCUUAAACAGUGGAGCAGGCUCAAAAAUAGUAUCUGACCCUGAGAUCAAAAGCCUAUGUGGCAAAACUGAUCAACCUGCUCUUUGCUUAGCCACCAUUUCACCUUUCUUCAAUGGAAAAACAGACCUCGCAUCCGUAAUUGGAAUGUUGAUCAAGGCUGGCAUUGAGCAAACAAAACAGGCUAUUGCCACUGCUGCAAAAAUGGCUACUGACCCUAAAUACUCCAACCCGAAGACAUUGUCAAAACUUAACGACUGCAAGGAAAUUUAUGAUGAUGCCUUGGACAAUAUGCAAGAAGCCAUUGAAGCAAUUCCACUUAAAGAUGUUGGUACCAUUGAAACCAUGAUUAGUGCAGCCAUUUCAGAUUAUGGAACAUGUGAUGAUGGUUUUACAGGGCAGCCAAAUCCGAUUCCUGAGGGAGUUUCUCCAAUGGCUAAAAUUAAUGAGAAUCUUAUGAAUAUUGCUGGAGUUAUUCUUGCCCUUACUAAAAUGAUGCCCUGAACUCGCUAAAGGACGUCCUUUAAACCUUGGCGACAAGAGCUUGCUUCA
Durio zibethinus is the source of this 1182-nucleotide messenger RNA. Its product is annotated as Plant invertase/pectin methylesterase inhibitor superfamily protein. Gene Ontology annotation, biological process: negative regulation of catalytic activity. NCBI's taxonomy places the organism in Eukaryota, Viridiplantae, Streptophyta, Magnoliopsida, Malvales, Malvaceae. Gene Ontology annotation, molecular function: enzyme inhibitor activity. The record is from RefSeq and is a predicted model, not a curated record.